GAAAAUAUUUGUUUCAUCGAACGAAAUGGCUGAGCAUCCACGUAGUUGUCUUUCGGACGGCGAAGAAGAGCCUGAUGAUAGUCAGAUCGACCAUCCUAUCCGUGACGAUGAUGCCGACGGUCGCAAGUAUGUCUUCGAUGAAUUUGACGUUGUCGCAAAAGAAAAGACCUCUUCCGGAACUUUUGGGAGAGAAUGCAUGAAGGUUUAUUUACGAGCACGGCCAUUUAGUAGCGAAGAACUCGAGGCAAACGAAGAUCAACAAUGCGUAGAGAGAGAAAGCCGUACCGCGGUUUUGAUGAACGCGCCAAAGGAAUCGUUCGUAUGCAAAAACAGCACUCGCACUGGCGGUGAGAUUUCGCACCGAUUUUUGUUCACAAAUGUGUUUAGUGAGGAUACAAAGCAGAAAGAGUUCUUCGAUGAAACAACUCUUCCUCUUGUGACGGACUUUAUAAACGGACAAAAUUGUUUGGUUUUCACCUACGGGGCGGCAAACUCGGGAAAGACUUACACAAUUCAGGGAACCCCCAAAGAUGGUGGGAUUCUACCUCGAAGUCUCGAUGUGCUGUUCAACAGUAUAGCGGGAAAGAGUUAUGAGAGAAUGAACCUCAAACCAAGAUUCUUCACAGAUAUUAUUAGGCUUACAGAUGACGAGGAACAGAAGGAGAAUAAUUUCAAGAGUGCGUUACUCUCGUCUUCCACUGAUAAUAAGGAGAAUGUCUCCAGGGUUGCAGAUGACACCACAAUCAAUGUAGAUACGCAAGGACCAGUUAAAUUCUCUGUUUGGGUUUCUUUCGCCGAAAUCUACAAUGAAACAAUCUUUGAUCUGUUGGAGCCAUGUCCUACAGGGAAAGGUAAAAAAAGAACAACACUCAGACUAGGUGAUGACUCAAACGGGAAUCCCUAUAUCAAAGGAUUGAGAGAAAUUUAUGUCUCCAAUGCUGAUGAAGCCUACAAGAUUUUUAGGAUUGGCCAGAAAAAUAAAAGAAUAGCUUCCACAAAGUUAAACCAAUGUUCCAGUCGUAGUCACUGUAUCUUCAGCAUUAAGGUUCUGCGAGUUGUAGAUGCUGAUGAUCCCCGCGUAGUAAGAGUUAGCAGACUUUCAUUUGGGGAUUUAGCAGGAUCUGAGCGCUACUCAAAAACCCAGAGCAAGGGAGACAGACUCAAAGAAGCUGGUAACAUCAACACCUCCUUGAUGACUUUGGGAAAAUGCCUGGAAUAUUUACGUUACAAUCAGAAAAACCCGAACCAAAAACCUAUCAUCCCAUUCCGUGAAAGUAAACUCACCAGACUGUUCCAGGGAUUUUUUUGUGGAAAAGGAAGGGCUGCUAUGAUUGUCAAUGUUAACAUGUGCGCUUCCAUGUUUGAUGAAACAUUCCAUGUAAUGAGGUUUUCGGCUAUCGCCAAAAAGGUGACCACCAGAGUGUCCAAACCAGUGGAUUUACCUCCCCCAGAAAAGAGGGCAGCUGCCUUGGCAUCUACACAACGCUCCAAACCAGCUAGGCCCUCCGUGCCAUCAAUCAAAGGGGCUCUUCAAACCCCAGCCCCUUGUGAUGAUACCCUCACAGAUGGUGAUGAAGACAUAGAGGAGGAAAGUGCCAUAAUGGAACGCAACCCUUACCAACAGCAACUUGUGGACUCAGUUCAAGUUUACCGAGAACAACUGAUUGAAGACAAACGCAAGAUGCAGACUCUGGAAAUAAAGAUACCUGAAGAAGUUUGCAAGGAAAGGGCUGAACAGCCUGUUUCCAUGAAGGAAGCCUACAGUGAACGUGUUAAAAUGGAGGUAAAGGCUGUAGAGGAAAAGUGUGAUCGCAGGAUCGAACUGCUCACGCAGUCGGUCAAGAAGUCUAGGAAAGGGGCCCGGAUCGAAAGAGCAGAAGAGGACGAUGAGGAAUGGGUGCCAAGUGUGUUUUUGAGACAUGCAGAGCAGAUUAAAGUGCGGGAGCUAGAACGACUCACAGGUGAACAGAUUGCAGAGAUUAUUGAGUUGCGCCACGAAAACAAACAACUGAAAGAAAACAUAGAAGAAGAGGCAGCGACCUCAGAGGCAGUUUUGGAAGUGCAGGCUCAUUCGAAUCACGGUAACGAGAAGGCGCAGAGCUUAAACAGAUGCUUGAAAAGGCUGGCGAGGCAUUCUCUGAGAAAGAAGCCGAAAUAAGUAAACUGUAAGCAGCACUUGUUGAACAGGAAGCUUGCAUUAAAAAACAGAUGUGUUCGAAGCGAUAGAGUCUCGACAUUACCAAC
Molecule: messenger RNA, 2244 nt
Organism: Stylophora pistillata
Lineage: Eukaryota; Metazoa; Cnidaria; Anthozoa; Scleractinia; Pocilloporidae
Biological process (GO): spindle elongation; microtubule-based movement; mitotic spindle assembly
Cellular component (GO): spindle microtubule; nucleus; mitotic spindle
Molecular function (GO): microtubule binding; plus-end-directed microtubule motor activity; ATP binding
Source: RefSeq, a predicted model, not a curated record